Zingiber officinale is the source of this 1130-nucleotide messenger RNA. RefSeq names its product protein DEHYDRATION-INDUCED 19 homolog 2-like. The transcript has 5 exons. NCBI's taxonomy places the organism in Eukaryota, Viridiplantae, Streptophyta, Magnoliopsida, Zingiberales, Zingiberaceae. The record is from RefSeq and is a predicted model, not a curated record. The coding region runs from base 145 to 852 and encodes 235 amino acids.
UCUUCGCUUCCCUUCUCUCCCGUCCCCUCUUUCUCAUCCCCAUCUCUCUCAUCUUUUUCGUGCUGCGGGUGGCAGUUCUCCGUGGCGGAAUUGGCACCAGAAUCUUAGGGUCAGAAAGGAAUUGGGGAGGGUGAUCGAUCAACCAUGGAAUCCGAUGCGUGGAGUCGGUUCUCCGCAGCUGCGUCGAAGCGCCACCAGGCCGCGCUUCAGUCGCGUUACGUCGACGCGUCCCGAGAUCCAAGUCUUCGCAGCUGGAGAGAUCUGUUUCUUGGGUUUGAGGAGCUCGAUGGCGGUGAAGAUGAUCUCCGCACGGAGUACCCCUGCCCAUUCUGCUCCGAGGAUUUCGAUUUCGUCGGCCUCUGCUGUCACAUCGAUGACGAGCACCCUGCGGAGGCUAGGAAUGUGGUAUGCCCUAUUUGUGCAGCUAGUGUAGGAGUUGACUUGGUUGGACACUUGAUGACACACCAUGGAAAUUUCUUCAAGAUACAACGUAGGAGAAAAUAUCAUAAAGGAUCAUCAGCUUCUCAUACAAUGCUUUCCCUAUUUCGGAAGGAUCUGAGAGAAGGCAAUUUACAUACUCUUCUAGGGGGAUCUUCCCAUAGGGUUCCUCCUCCAGCAGCAACUGAUUCAUUUAUAUCAUCACUAAUUUACACGUUGGCUUUGGAUGAAUCAUCAAAAGAAGGACAAGCAGAAUCUUUGAGUGAAGGAAACCUUACCAGCAAUAAUUCUGAUGAAAACUUGGUUGAGAGGGUUGAACCAUCCCUAACUGACAAGGAUCAGAAAGAGAGAGCAAGAAGGAGCAUGUUUGUACAAGAGCUUGUUCUGUCUACCAUCUUCGACAGCACAUUGUGAGACAAAAAUUUCAUGGCUGGCGGUAUUCGGUAUUCGGAAAUGCUUGACGAAAACAGAUAAGCAUGCUAGCAGACAAAUUCUUGCCAUUCAUGAGCUUCAUUCUAUUCAAGUAUAUUAAAAUAAAGUUUACAUAUUUAAGCAGUGAGGAGGCGGGAGAGAACAAUGUAUUGUGUGAUUGUACUUAGUUCUUACUAUCUUGAGAUACAGUUUGGUAAGAGUGAAAAUGGACAGCCACACAAUAGGGGCUUAUUUAUAAUGCAAAGAUGCUUUCAACAUUA